UGGAAUUCACCCGGAACAUUCCUGACUCAAACGUUACUAACGAGCCCAUCCCAUCCCCUUGUCUUCCGGAAAAGUGAAUAGGAAAAAAAACACAGACAACUUUGAACUGCGCUUGCUGCGGGGUUGUGAGACGUGCUGAAAACGCUAUGAAGAUUCAACUGUGUGUCACGUAUGUGUCCCGUUUCAUUUGAAGUUAUGUUCGAUGUACCCUGGUCUGCGUCACAUGAGUAGACACACUUACUUAUCCCUAGAAAUUUAAGGUUUCACUUUAAAAGCAUCGGUUGACGCGCAUGCACCGUGGCUCGCUGAGGAAGCGACAACGCACAGAUGCGUGAGCGUUGAUGGCAAACUCCGAAGGUGAAGCAAGAGAACUUCCAAGUCUCCAAAAUGUACUAGUUUCCACCUCGCCUUCUCCAUCUUCCGAACGCCCGCCGCCCUCUCUCCCGCCGCCAUGAAUGCCUCCGCCCGCCCCCCCAACGAGACGACCCCCUUGUGCUUCUCCAUCAACAGCCCGCCGUUCAACUACAACACCACCAUCCCCUCCGCCUACUUCUCCGCCAUCUUCAGCACCCUGGGCCUCAGCUCCAACCUCAUCGCCUUGGUGGUCCUCCUCAAGUCCUUCCAGCGCACCCACAGCCGAUCGCGCUCCUCCUUCCUGAUCUUCCUCUGCGGCCUGGUGGUGACGGACUUCAUGGGCUUGCUGGUGACGGGCGCCAUCGUGGUCACCUUCUACGUCACGCACUUCAACUGGCGCCGGCUGGACCCCCACUGCCACUUCUGCAACUUCAUGGGCAUGUCCAUGGUCUUCUACGGCCUGUGCCCGCUGCUGCUGGGCGCGUCCAUGGCCGUGGAGCGCUUCGUGGGCAUCAACCGGCCCUUCGCCCGCUCGGCGAGCAUGUCGAAGAGUCGGGCGGCGGCCAUGGUGAUGAUGGUGUGGGUGUUCGCCGGCGCGGUGGCUCUGCUGCCCCUGUCGGGCGUGGGAAGCUACCACAUGCAGUUCCCGGGCUCCUGGUGCUUCCUGAACAUCAGCUCUGAGGGCAGCGACCUGCUGUUCUCCCUGCUGUUCUCCACGGUGGGGCUGCUGUGCUUGGGGGUGUCGUUCGUGCUCAACACGGUCAGCGUGGUCACCCUCGUCAAGGUGUGCUGCGGGCAGGACGGCAUGCAGCGCCGGCGCGACUACGAGGUGGAGAUGAUGGUGCAGCUCAUCCUCAUCAUGGUGAUCGCCUCCAUCUGUUGGUGCCCCCUGCUGGUGUUUAUUGCGCAGACUGUGCUGUCGGGAACCCGACUCAAAGUCCCCCUCCUGUUGCUCUGUCUCCGAUUUGCCACCUGGAACCAGAUCCUGGACCCCUGGGUGUACAUCCUGUUCCGCAGAGCCGUUCUCAAGCGCAUAUACCCCCGCAUGGACUGGUCCAGGGGCUCCAUCAUGAGCCUGUACCCCUCCUUCAGUGGCACCCUGCGCAGGCUCACCCGCUCCUCCCUGGGGGGCGCUCAGGAGGCCGACCCCGGGGGAGGGAAGGUGGAAGGGAAGGGUCCACCCCCUUCUCUGUAAUUUGGUUGAAUCAGGGGGUUUCCAGCCCUCUUCGUGGAAAGCUACCUGCCUAUAGGAUAAAGCUCAAAUCACACGUCGCAACAAACCUGAUUCGGCAAAUCGACCAGCCAGUUAUUAGUAUCAGGUGUGCUAGAUUAGUGUCAAAGCGAAAAAACCACAGGCAGGUACCUCUCCAGGAGCAGGGUUGGAGACCCCUGGUUUGAAUGAUCUGGCCGCACUAGCUUUUGGCAACUGAGGGUGAAUUUUGUCGUGAAGGUUAGUGAAGUAUUUUUUUUUUUUUGGGGGGGGGGGGACGGAAAGUAGUAUGUCCCCGUUCAGUUUCGGUCUGUGUAGGCUGUGCUUCUUAAUGAGGGGAGGUCAUUAACUUGGAUUAGACGGUCCCACUGAAAUAAUUGCACUUUUCGGACUGAAAAUCCCUUCUGGUGAAAGCUUCUGCCAUGUGGCAUAUUUUGUUCACGUGUCUUCAGUAUUUCGAGCCAUUCAGCUCGUUAUGAUGGAGAGCUGCAUGCCGUGUUUGACAGCAGCAUCUGGCCCAGAUCACGUGCACUGUUUCUGCGUUCUUCACUGUCAAACUGAACACCAUCCCUGGGUGGCUACCCUUCCAAAGACAACAAGUUUUUGUGUGGGCUCGAGUCCGUUUGACAUUGAAUUCAUUUAGGAGACGCUUUCAUCCAAAGCGACGUAUUAAUAGUUUUCAGCAAGGGGGUGUUGAUAAGGAAAGAGCGUCCACUUGUAAGUCUGGCUGCUCUUUGCCUGACGCUUCGCAGAUGUUCCAUUUCAAGCCAAAUCACAGUUACAGUUUUUGUUCAACUGCUUACACACAAAAUCCUUACUUGUCACACAAGUUCUGAAACCUGACACUCAAACACCAGAACCACACAUCAAAUCUGCAAAGCCAUACGCACAUGUUUGGCCUUUGACUCAGCUUUCAAUUUCAUCAAACACUUUUUGCAAAACACAACACACAGUUUUCCACGUAACACACACAAUUGUAACAGGAAGCAUCUUGAUUUCCUUUUUCAAACACAACCAAAAUGCCACACUAAUUCAUCAGUGCCUCACACUAACUCCUCACACAUGUGCAAACACUCAUUGCUUUUCUCAACACCAACCAAAUUUAGAAUAGGCCUAUAAAUAGCCUAAUUUGAGUUGAUUUACAGUGGUGGGUAUAAUUUGAACAUUUCCUGUAGAAAUGAGGGAGAGUGAGGAUGAUAGGGGAAGCCCGUGGAUGAAGGGUGGUAGGGAGAGGUAGACCUGGAAGCCGUGGAAGAAUGGGGCCAAAUUUAACAACAUUGGUUGACCAUGUUGUGAACCAUGGGGAAACAUUAAGAGAGGACAGUGUUCAGCCCAACCUCAGCAGAUAUACUGUUGCAACAGUCAUUUUGACAUUUUGACAAGAGCACAGGUGAAAACGACUUUUCUUUUCUUUCUACUUUACUGUCUCCAGUACAGUACAGUAAAAUGUAGCCUACUAUAUGCACUACAUCAGUAUUUUUUUUACCCAUUCACUGCAGUCCAUGAUUGUACUGUACUGUAUUUCAUUUGCUGUAUGCUUUUUUUUGUCUCCACAAAUGUAUUAGCUGUCUUUACAGUAUGUAGCAUACUACAGUAUUUGAUUUGAAAUGUGUUCUGAUCUUCUGCACAAAAUGCAACCUUUACGUAGACAAUGUGGAGAGUACAGUUCAUAUUUUCAUCAGUGUGCAGUACUGGUCUUGUGUGUUGUGUUUGGUCAACAUAUUCAUGUACUUUACGUAUUCUACUGCAACAAUAUCUCUGACAAAAUCAAGCAAGUUAUAUCAUUAGAAAAGAACAGUUAUUGUAAAAGUGUUUUAAAUUGUGUGCAAUAGUGUGUAACUGGUUCAAACAGAGUCCAAUGUUAUGAACCAUGUCUGUGGCAUACGGUGACAGAAUUGGGUUUAUAUACAUGAUUGUAUAGCAGACAUCCCAACCUGCAGAGAUUCAUUUCUGGGAGGUGGCUUCCCCCCCCCCCCCCUCCCCGGGACGCAAUCAGGACGCGCGAUAUGCACCUGUUUCGACCAUAAAUUACCAUUGUACAGUCUCGCGCUCGCUCUAAAUACAAAAUCCCCGAAUUCCGGGAGAUCGUAUAGCAUUUGCGGGCGUCCGGGAGCUGUUGCGGGAGACUGAUGGAAAUUCCGGGAGACUUGGGAUGUCUGGUAUAGUUUUGAACGAAGUGUUUCAUUUUGCACAAGAUUGGAGGUGUUCUGAUACUUGUGUGUCUGGUUGUGUGAAUCGUGUGUUGUGUUUUGAAAGAGUGAGCCCCGUUUUCAAAAUUGAGCUUACUAAGCAAUUGGAAAAAACUGUAUACACAUACAUCUAUUUUAGCAUCCAUUGACUGCAGUGCACUGCAUGAUUGGUCACAGUCUGGUGUAUUACUCUAUCAUACUGUGCAACAGUACAGUGACUGUAAAAAGAAAUUCUGACAAUAUUGUAGAAAAUAGUAUAUAUUACUGUAUGCUACAGUUCAUGGCACACACACACACCAUUCCGUAAUCACCUUUUUCAAAAUUAGGUUUGGUUUCUGUCCGACUACACUCUUUCUUUUGUAUUGUGUAAUACUGUAUUCACAACCACAAAAGGUUUUGAAUAACUGUGUGUAUAUGAUAUAUUCAAAAAUUUAAUAUUAUCGCAAAGGUGUUUGCAACGUAAGACAAAUGUUUGCUUUUGAAACGUGUUUGUGAUAUUUUGAAAGCAGUGCUUCAAGGCAUGGCAUUUUGCAUCUUUUAUGUGCAAUGCUUAGAUUUGUGUGUAAAGUACAUUUAAAAAAAGAGGGAAAGUCAACCAAAAAAAAGAGGAAAAGUAAAAAAAAAAUGGGUGUAAGCAGUUGAAAAAAACUGUAAUAUCGUGCCUUUUGUACAAAAUUACAAUACUAGGUGCUUUACAAUACAAUGAGAAUACAGCAAUGC
Osmerus eperlanus (European smelt) is the source of this 4473-nucleotide messenger RNA. RefSeq names its product thromboxane A2 receptor (gene tbxa2r). Lineage: Eukaryota; Metazoa; Chordata; Actinopteri; Osmeriformes; Osmeridae. The coding region runs from base 452 to 1549 and encodes 365 amino acids. Gene Ontology annotation, cellular component: plasma membrane. The record is from RefSeq and is a predicted model, not a curated record. Gene Ontology annotation, biological process: positive regulation of vasoconstriction; positive regulation of blood pressure; positive regulation of cytosolic calcium ion concentration. Gene Ontology annotation, molecular function: thromboxane receptor activity. The transcript is spliced from 3 exons.